UCUCAUUCUCCACCUCCCUCCCCCCUCCAACUAUGCCAUGGCUUCUGGUUUCAGUCCUCUUGCUAAUCCUCAUCCUCCUCUCGAAAUUCACAUACUCCAAUCUCUUUACCCCGCUAAAGCUACAGCGCCACUUCACAAGGCAAGGCGUCCGGGGGCCCGGCUACCGUCCGAUCCUUGGCAACAUGGCAGAGAUCAACCGCCUAUUCGUGGAGGCUCAGUCGAAGCCCAUGCCGUUCGACCACAGGUUCCUCCACAGGGUGGCUCCUUUCUACUACCACUGGGGCCUCAAGUAUGAGAGGACUUAUUGGUUCGGGUCGAGGCCUAGGUUGGGCAUCUCGGACCCGGACAUGAUCAAGGAGGUCCUUACAAAUACGGGCAGGUCAUAUGACCAGAUCAAGUUCAACCCGCAGGCUCGAGAGCUGUUCGGGGCAAGGCAUUUUUGGGCUGGUGGGCGAGAAGUGGGCCGUUCAUCGCUAACCAGGCCUUUACUAUGGAGAGGGUUAAGUUAACUUGUAGUUUUCCAGCGGUGGUGAGCUUGUGGCGAUGGCGGCGUGACGGCGUCAAGGACACAGGGCUCACGGCUCGAGCGGUGGCACAAACAGUGGUGGCUCAGCACUUAAGACCCACGGCUUGGCUAGGAAAGGAGGGGCAUUCGAUGGUGGCUUGCGGCAAUGGUGAGGACGGUGAAUGGUGAUGGUGCGGACAAGCGAUGGUGAAGGUGGCGUGGCAACGGCGGCCCCUCAAAACCCAUGGCCAAGCUUGGGCUUGGCUUGGCUUGGGCA
Molecule: messenger RNA, 782 nt
Organism: Eucalyptus grandis
Lineage: Eukaryota; Viridiplantae; Streptophyta; Magnoliopsida; Myrtales; Myrtaceae
Product: cytochrome P450 734A1-like
Exons: 2
Coding region: 33-509 (158 amino acids)
Molecular function (GO): monooxygenase activity; heme binding; oxidoreductase activity, acting on paired donors, with incorporation or reduction of molecular oxygen
Source: RefSeq, a predicted model, not a curated record